Brachypodium distachyon (stiff brome) is the source of this 1783-nucleotide messenger RNA. RefSeq names its product AAA-ATPase At3g28580. Bases 94 to 1635 code for a protein of 513 amino acids. The transcript has 2 exons. Lineage: Eukaryota; Viridiplantae; Streptophyta; Magnoliopsida; Poales; Poaceae. Gene Ontology annotation, molecular function: ATP binding; ATP hydrolysis activity. The record is from RefSeq and is a predicted model, not a curated record.
GUGCAAGGCCACACGAGUGACCAAGUCCUUUCACAACUCACAAGAAGCAAGAAGCAAGAAGCAAAAGGGGGAGAGAGAGAGAGAGAGAGAGAGAUGGAGGCGUUCGGAUGGGGCAGCAGCCUGAGCUCAGGCAUCGUGCUGAGCCUGGUGGCCGUGGUCUGGACCGUGAUCUGGAACAACCUCCAGGGCCUCCAGCUGCAGCAGUUCAUCGGCCGCCACCUGAGCCGCCACGCGCGCCGCCUGGCCGCCAUCGUCGACCCUUACCUCACGGUGACCGUGGCCGAGUACGACGGCGGCGGGCGGAUGCGGCGCAGCGACGCGUACAAGGAGGUCCAGGCGUACCUGCAGGGCGCCACGUGCGGCGCCGGCGGCGGGGUGCGGCACCUCAAGGCGGAGACCCCCGCCAAGGACGACAACCCGGACGCGCUCCUGCUCAGCAUGGGCGACAACGAGGAGGUCGCCGACGAGUUCCGGGGCGCCACGGUGUGGUGGCUGGCGUAUUCCAUGCCGCCCAGGGAGGACAACGCGCCUUCCUACUGGGGUUCCCGCGGCCAGCGCGCCGACCGCCGCUUCUACCGGCUCUUCUUCCUCGAGCGCCACCGGGAUCUCGUCUUGGGGGAGUACCUCGCGCACGUCCGCCGCGAGGGCCGCGCCGUCAUGCUCAAGAACCGCCAGCGGAAGCUCUUCACCAACCUCUCCGGCGACGGCUUCAACGCCGACGGGAUGUGGUCGGAAAGUGUGUGGAGCCACGUGGUGUUCGAGCAUCCCAAGACGUUCGCGACGCUGGCCAUGGACCCGGGGAAGAAGAAGGAGGUGAUGGACGACCUGGACGCGUUCCGGAACGGCAAGGACUACUACGCGCGCGUCGGCAAGGCGUGGAAGCGAGGGUACCUGCUCUAUGGCCCGCCCGGCACCGGCAAGUCCACCAUGGUGGCCGCCAUGGCAAACCACCUCGACUACGACGUCUACGACAUCGAGCUCACCUCCGUCCGCACCAACUCGGACCUCCGCAAGCUCUUCAUCGAGACCACCAGCAAGUCCAUCAUCGUCAUCGAGGACAUCGACUGCUCACUCGACCUCACCGGAAAGCGCAAGAAGAAGAAGAAGAAGGCGGCGACCGAAAAGGACGACAAGAAGGAGUCGACGCCGGAUUCGGACGAGGAGAAGGACAAGGAAGACGCGGGGGCGAGCAAGGUGACGCUCUCCGGCGUGCUCAACUUCAUCGACGGGCUCUGGUCGGCCUGCGGCGGCGAGCGGAUCAUCGUCUUCACCACCAACCACGUCGAGAAGCUCGACCCGGCGCUCAUCCGGCGCGGCCGCAUGGACAAGCACAUCGAGAUGUCCUACUGCUGCUUCCAGGCCUUCAAGCUCCUGGCUGAUGUCUACCUCGGCGUUGACGACCACCCUCUGUUCCGCGCCGUGGAGGAGCUGCUGCCAGAGGCCGACAUGACGCCGGCCGACGUCGCCGAGAACCUCACGCCCAAGAGCGCCUCCGACGACGCCGACUCGUGCCUCGCCGAGCUUGUGGAGGAGCUGCACAAGGCUAAGGAGGCCAAGGAGAAGGCGCUGCUGCAGGCCAAGGUGGCAGGAAAGGGGGAGGAGGAGGCGGCCGCCGACGAAGACGACGACGAGUAGGCCAAUGUUGACUUGGCUGCCUUUCUUGGUUACUUGCUCUACUAUCUGUCUUGCUUGAGCUAUCCAUCGAUUAGAUUUUUGACACCACAAUUAAAAUACAGAUUCAUGACUCAUUUCUCUUAAUAUUAGCAUCACUAUUUAUCUUCUA